Molecule: messenger RNA, 1431 nt
Organism: Medicago truncatula (barrel medic)
Lineage: Eukaryota; Viridiplantae; Streptophyta; Magnoliopsida; Fabales; Fabaceae
Exons: 4
Coding region: 1-1431 (476 amino acids)
Source: RefSeq, a predicted model, not a curated record
AUGGCUGAAAAUUCCUCAGCUGAGCAAGUCGACAAAGUUUCCCUUAGAGUUGUGGUGCUGAAGGAGAAAAACAAAGUUCUGUUUGCAGAGGCAGGAAAGGAUUUUGUUGAUGUUCUUUUGAGCUUCUUAUCAUUGCCUUUAGGGACCAUUGCAAAACUCGUGGCAAAGGACUCAAAUAUUGAAUCAGUGAAAUUUGGCAGCAUUAGCUCAUUGUAUCAAAGUGUGUCAGAUCUUGAUACACAAUAUCUUUGGUCACACACCUGCAAGGAAAUGCUACUCAAUCCUAACAACUCAGCGGAAGCUUAUUGCUGGAAUAUGAAAUUGAACAUUGACAAUACUGAGUCCUUGAAGUCCUACUACCUCUGUGAGAACGUUUCAUGUUUAUCUGUUGACCAUAAGUACUGUUUGAGUUACUUUAGGAAUCAAAAAUGUAUUUGUGGAAAGCCGUUGAACCGAGAAAAAUCCCGGAUUUUGAGUAAAGAAAUCGGUUUUGUUAAGGAAAUGUCAACGUUUAUCAUAUCUGAUGAUCUCUAUGUUAUGCCCAAUGUUGUUACGGCAAGUUUAAAUCUCCUUCAGAAGCUUGGAGUCAAUGACAUUGAUGCUAUUGAUAAACAAACCGUUAGUAUCAACAUCACCAAGAAAGAGGUGGUUGAUCUUCUCAAAUUGUCUUUGGUCUCAAAAACUCCUUUGUCGGACUUUAUAUUUAAAAAGGAACAUUUUGUUGAAGAUUUAGUUCUAAGUAACCAAUUGGAAGUUAAUAUUGGUAAAGAAAAGGAAGAAUCUGAUGAAAUGGUUGUGAAAGUACUGAGAAGAAAAUCAAAUAAACAGAUUUUGUUUGUUGAAGCAGAGGAAGAUUUCGCUGACUUCGUUUUUAGUUUUCUCACUUUCCCCUUAGGAGCAGUGUUGCAUACUCGCCAAGGAUUCUCUUUUGUAAGCUGCAUUGAUAAUUUAUACAAGAGCGUGACUGAAUUGAGUUCAGACAAGUGUUUGAGGUCACAGCUUUUCAAAGACAUACUAACCAGUCCAACCAUUUCUGCUCAAUCUGAACUCAGACACCAGAUAUUACCGAUACCUAAAAACAAUUAUAAGGAAAAAAAUACGUCAUACAAAUUUAUUGAUCCUAAAUCCCCUAUUUCUGGUGGAUAUGCUGGAGCAUCAUUAACGUUUAUGGUGACAGACGAAUUGGUUGUGACUCCAAUGUCAUCCAUUGAUGGUAUUUCAUAUCUUGAAAGAAUGAAGGUCUCACUUAAUGACGUGGAGGAAAUGGUCCUUAAUAUUGGCCAGAAGGAGGGUCUCGGCAUACUUAGAGCUUCAUUGACCUCAAAAUCUGCCUUGACAAACGGCCUCAACCAGUUCAUUGGAAGUAGAUCUGUUCAGGCUAAUUUGUCAUCUAAUGCUAGACCCUUAAAGAAGCCAAAGGUAGAAAAAUGA